Molecule: messenger RNA, 1428 nt
Organism: Ostreobium quekettii
Lineage: Eukaryota; Viridiplantae; Chlorophyta; Ulvophyceae; Bryopsidales; Ostreobiaceae
Source: the annotation of a GenBank genome assembly
AUGGCGUCGCCCGCCGCCCAGCCGCAGGCGCGCCGCGGCCCCGGCCCCCUGGCAGCCCGACGAGCGGCCUCCCGCUGCCCAUCCUCGCCACCCACGUGCAGCGGCCGGCCGGCCCGCCAGCCAUGCGUCCAGGUCAGGGCCGCCGUGGCGAAUGGCGCCACAGAUCCCAAGAAGCGCGUGGUCGUGACUGGCAUGGGGGUGGUUUCGUGCCACGGCAACGACGUGGACGCGUACUACGACGCGCUGCUGGAGGGCCGCAGCGGCAUCGCGGAGAUCACGCGGUUCGACGCCAGCGAGUUUCCUGUGAGGUUCGCGGGCCAGAUCAGGGACUUCGACGCAGAGGGCCUCAUCAGCAAGAAGAACCUGCGGCGGUACGACGACUGCUGGAAAUACUCCACGGUGGCGGGGCGCAAGGCGCUGCAGGACGCGGGGCUGGACUCGGGCCAGGAGGACGGGGAUUACGGCAGGGUGGACAAGGGUAAGGUGGGGGUGUUGAUAGGGUCGGGGAUGGGCGGCCUGUCAGUGUUCGAGAGCGCCGUGACGACGCUGAACACUGCGGGCCUGCGCCGCAUGUCGCCCUUCUUCAUCCCCUUCGCGAUCACCAACAUGGGCGGCGCGCUGCUGGCCAUCGACGAGGGCUUCAUGGGCCCUAACUACUCGAUCUCCACCGCCUGCGCCACGGCCAACUACGCCUUCGUCUCCGCGGCCAACCACAUCAGGCGCGGUGACGCGGACGUGAUGGUCUGCGGCGGCACGGAGGCGCCCGUGACCCAGGUCAGCCUGGGGGGAUUCAUCGCCUGCCGGGCGCUGUCCUCGCGCAACGACGAGCCGGAAAAGGCGUCCAGGCCGUGGGAUGCGGGCAGGGACGGGUUCGUGAUGGGCGAGGGCGCCGGCGUGCUGGUGCUGGAGAGCCUGGAGCACGCACAGGCCCGGGGGGCGAAGAUUAUUUGCGAGUACCUGGGCGGGGCGACCAAUUGCGACGCCCAUCACAUGACGGACCCGCGGCCGGACGGGUCUGGGGUGUCGAGCUGCAUCCGGGCCGCGCUGGACGACGGGGGCGUGGAGGCGGAGAGGGUGAAUUACAUCAACGCCCACGCCACCAGCACGGUGGUGGGGGACGUCGCGGAGGUGGCGGCCCUGCAGAAGGUGUUCCCGCACUACGGGUCGAUGAGUAUGAACGCGACCAAGUCGAUGAUCGGGCACUGCCUGGGGGCGGCGGCGGGCGUGGAGGCGGUGGCCACGAUCAAGGCGAUCACCACGGGCUGGCUGCACCCCACGCUGAACCAGGAUGACCUGGUGGACGAGGUGGGGGCGAUCGACACGGUGCCCGGGCAGAAGAAGCGGCUGGACGUCACCGCCGCCAUAUCGAACUCGUUUGGGUUCGGCGGCCACAACUCGGCGGUCAUCUUCGCUCCGUUUGAGGAGUGA